Messenger RNA from Zophobas morio, 1571 nucleotides. It is a transcript of the gene Pho, whose product is annotated as transcriptional repressor protein YY1-like. The record is from RefSeq and is a predicted model, not a curated record. The transcript is spliced from 5 exons. Lineage: Eukaryota; Metazoa; Arthropoda; Insecta; Coleoptera; Tenebrionidae. Bases 118 to 1224 code for a protein of 368 amino acids. Gene Ontology annotation, cellular component: transcription regulator complex; PcG protein complex; chromatin. Gene Ontology annotation, biological process: regulation of transcription by RNA polymerase II. Gene Ontology annotation, molecular function: RNA polymerase II cis-regulatory region sequence-specific DNA binding; DNA-binding transcription factor activity, RNA polymerase II-specific.
UUCCUUGAACUUGAUUGUAGCGGUCGCGGCGAUCAGUGUGCACGUCCGCCAUUGUUGUGUAGUGAGUUCGCCAUAUUGUCGCGACCAUCUUUUAUAAACAAAAUAGGAAGCAUCGUCAUGGCGGACCACCAGAAUAUCAUGUGCGAGGUGGAGAUCCAGCCCGACAUCCAAGAAUGCGUUGAAAUCGAGUCGAUUCCGGUCGAUAUCUCGGACACAGUCGAGACGAUCGUAGAAUGCGGCGAGCCCAUGAUCUCCAUGCAGCCGCUGGAGGGCCGAGACAUAAUUCUCGAGGCGCAGGAGGAGAUCAUCGACGAUUCUGGCGACCCGCUCAACAUCUACGACGUCCCGGUGCCGGACGCGUCCGACCUGUACGUGGAGUCGUCGCCGGGGCCCUCGAAGAAACGGCGGUCGCCGACGAAGGGCCGCAGCGGCGGCGGCAUCCUGGGCCACCGCCGCGCCGACAACGAGAUGUUGCUUAGCGACAUGCACGUGGAGACCAAGCCCCGGAAAUGGGAGCAGAAGCAGGUGCAAAUCAAAACCAUGGAAGGGGAGUUUUCGGUAACAAUGUGGGCGUCUGGUGCCAGCGACGAUGAAGGCUCGAACCCCGAACCCGAUCCCGACUACACGGAAUACAUGAGUGGCAAAAAGAUCCCAGCUGAUGGUAUUCCAGGUCUAGAUCUAUCGGACCCAAAGCAAUUAGCAGAAUUCGCUAGACCUGGUUUAAAAAGUCCACGAGUACGUAGGCCCAACCAAGACACAACCGACCGAACGAUUGCUUGUCCACAUAAAGGUUGCAAUAAAAUGUUCCGUGACAAUUCCGCCAUGCGCAAACACCUUCACACACAUGGACCGCGUGUGCAUGUGUGUGCGGAGUGUGGGAAAGCUUUUGUAGAAUCUAGUAAACUUAAACGGCAUCAGUUAGUACAUACUGGGGAGAAACCAUUUCAGUGCACUUUCGAAGGAUGUGGGAAGCGGUUUAGUCUCGAUUUUAAUUUAAGAACUCAUGUUAGGAUUCAUACGGGUGAUAGGCCAUAUGUGUGCCCCUUCGACGGUUGUAAUAAGAAAUUCGCACAAUCAACCAAUUUAAAAAGUCAUAUUCUGACGCACGCAAAAGCGAAGUCUAGAAAUAAUAUGGCCCGCAAUACAAAUAAUAUGCAAAUGUUGCAAUCACAGUUCGUACAAGUUGAAGUAACUGAUCCUGAAUAUAUUGUAUAUACAGAUUAAGUAAAUGAAACGAAGGGUAUUUGCGCAAGUGAGAUGUGCACUAAUUUUUAGAACUGUUAAAGUUGAAAGACAAGCCAAGUGAAAUUAAAAUAUUUUAAACCAAAAACAAACGUUAAAUUACAAGUAUAAAAUAGAGGCUAGCGCAUGCACUCUGGUUAUUUUGAUGACUGAUUCAAUGCAGGUAUCUUCUACUUUUAAUUAAAAACUGAAACAUCGAUAUUUAUAAUUUCUAAAUUAUUUUAAUGUAAGGUUUGUAUAUCAGGUCGUUUUAAUUACCAACUCAAUGAGUUGUAAGAUACAAAUAUCAUAUUUCCUAAUGUACAUAAAAAAUAAAUAAUUUUCCAGUA